UCCACUCCGCCGCCUGCUCUCUCCCCUCCCCCUCCCCACCACAAACCCCCCCCGGUCACGACACACACACCGUGGCGUUGUCAAGCCCCUGCCGCCGCCGUUCAAUUGCCGGCGGUAGAAGCGGCGGUUCUAAUCUGACGGUUCCCUAAUUUGCAGAUUCUCACUUCGUCUCCAUCGCAGUGCUGCCUAUCCUAUCAAUAUCCAAUGGCACAUUCAUCAAGUCUGACCUCCGUCGGUCUUGUCGCUUCCGGCCUCGUCCCACGGGCCGCUUUCCCGCGGGGAAGGUACGGGGUGCUCAUCUCGACUUCAAUGUCGCCUUCCCGGGGUCUCAGGGUUCGCGCCGUGCAGGACAACGACGCGCCGCGGAGGCUUAUUGACAUAUUGCGAGUCGUGCCCGAGUUCUCCAGGAAUUAUUUCAGGAGCCCGUCCCGGAGGGCCCUGUUUGGCGGGAUCUCCCUGCUGGGGGGAUUCUACGUGGCGCAGACGAUCUCGUUGUCGUUCGGAGCUCUCGGAGUGAACGACGUAAUCGCUGCGGUGAUCUGCGUUCUCCUGACGGAGUACGUGACGAGGUUUUAUUAUAGCAGGCCGAAGGUGACUUUCCCGGUUGCCCUACUCAACAACUUCAAGAUGGGAUUCACUUAUGGACUGUUCAUAGAUGCGUUUAAACUUGCUAGCUAGCUGAUGAUCAUAUGUCUCACUAUAUGUAUGUUUCUACAAUCAUAUAUAUAUAUAUAUAUGUGUGUGUGUGUAAUUUGGACUCUGGGAAUUGGCAAUCCAUUUCUUGUACAUAUAACAUUUUUAUGAAUAGAAACUCUCAUGCAAAGAUUUGGCAUCCA
Molecule: messenger RNA, 836 nt
Organism: Punica granatum (pomegranate)
Lineage: Eukaryota; Viridiplantae; Streptophyta; Magnoliopsida; Myrtales; Lythraceae
Source: RefSeq, a predicted model, not a curated record